Symbiodinium pilosum is the source of this 2133-nucleotide messenger RNA. The record is from the annotation of a GenBank genome assembly. Lineage: Eukaryota; Dinophyceae; Suessiales; Symbiodiniaceae.
AUGAGUCAACAUCACUACGAUGGGCACAAGACAAUCUGCUCUGCUGAAGACAAGGCGGUUGCAGGACGAUUGGGUGGGCACACUUGGAAUAUCAUCACGAACAGUGAUGAGCACGAAAUCUACCUGACGCAGGCGCGCAGCCGCGAUCACUAUGUUAAUGACAGAGGCGAGAUCACUUCCGUGUGGUUCGAGAGGCGCAGGCGCAUACCGCAUUCCGUUGGCGGCCUUGAAGGGGCAAACUGGAGUGCCAACGUGAGGGAGAGCCUGCUAUGCCCAGGUACGCCACGAGAGCACCCUGCGAAAGCCCAGAGGAAUCAACUCUUGCAGGCCGCAGCUCCCCGAGACUUUGGACUUUACACCCGAAGGCGCCGUGAGGUGGCGCCGCCCACCCCUGAGCACCAAGGGCACUUGGACAGGACCCUGGGAAAGGACCAGGUCCGUCUCCGCGACGUGGCAGUGCCUAAAAUGCCAAAGGUGGUGUGCCGGCAAGAGUGGACGCCACGCCGCGGGGAGCCCCGUGUGGAACAGAAGCCUCCCAAGGAGGAGGAGAUGUUCAUGUCGGUGGGCCAGCUGCGGGCAGAGUCCCACGUGGACGUCCAACAAGGUGCUUUCGCGCAGCAGCUCAGCGGCAGCUGCGGCAGCUCCGAACCCAAACUCAGCAAACCUGGAGGAAGCGGGCUCCCAGAUUCCGGAGUGCUUCGUGCUGCUCUCUUCUCGCACCGAAGCUCUGCUGGUACGCCGAAGCACCCCGACGCGCGGGUGAACCACUCGCAGAGUCGGAUGGAGAGCUUUGCCCAGCGGGAGAUCAGCAACUGGGCUUUGGGCGAUGACAAGCUUCUACGGAAGGAUCCCUUCUGCAUGCGGCCCAUGCAGCAGCCCAACAACUCUGGCGUAAAGUACGACAUCAUCACAAAUGUUGCAUGCAUCGUGUGCAUUUCGGCUUCAGUCGAGGUGCAGUGCGGAGGCAUCGAAGAGGACUUCCUUGAAGCGGAGGAAGCAAAGAGGCUGCAGGUGUCCUUGCUCCAGUCAUCUUUAACCGUGGCAAGGACGAAGCCAAAAGCAGAAGUGGAUGAACAUUUAUCUCUCUUCGCAAGCUUCGCAAGCUUCGCAAGCCCUGUUCCAGGGCUUCGGUCAAGCUGGCUAUGGGAGGUUGUGAGCCUGUCAAAUUACGGCAGAGCCGCAAAGGCCGCCAUGGGUAGGCAUCUGGAGCUGAUCCGGACGCUGCCGACGGACAGGACGGCAGUGAGUGGCUUGCCCGCCUUGGUGGUCUUCAUGGUUGCCGCGCUGGUCAUGGUGCUGUUUGUGUCCCAGAUGAUCGGUGCCUUCUUCGAGGAGAGGGGCAAGGAAGAAAGAUACCUUCAGGGCCUUGACGGUUAUCCGAAGCCACGCUGGACGGACCUGGGUCACGGAGAUGGCCAGGAGCGGUCCACGCUGGGGCGAUCCAGCUUGCCGCCCAUGACCUUGCCGAACACACCGCAGGCAAACUCUGAUCAAUGGCAGGCCCAGGGCCAGGCUUCUAGCGCCGUCUCUACCUUGCCCAUGCUGGAUCGCUUGUCUGAGCCCGCUCGGUCUGGUGGCCUUGGCUUUCUUGGCUCGGCAGGGGCUCCCGAGGACCGCUCGGCCAUGUGCCCACGUCUCAUCCAGCCGUCUUCAGAGGCCUCAUUCCACGUCAAUUCGGAGGACCUUGGCUUGCUGCGACGAGGUGAGAGCCCAGUCGCGAUCUGUGGCCCGGCCGGCCAUGCGCUGCUCUACGCGCGCUUUAGCCAGGACAGCAAGGGCCAGUGGCUGGAACUGUCCACCACGGCCAACACUCAGUUUCCUCACUGCCGUGCGGGGCCUCUUCAGCUGGGUGCUACCGCAGCAUCCCUGGACAUCCGGGGCCCUUCCGGCGACCGCUAUGGGCUUUUGCAGAACCGCGGCCAUCACUGGCAGCUUCAGCGCGCUGAAGGUGUGGUGAUGAGCAUUGCUGCAUCCGGUCCAGGCCUGACAGCCACAGCUGACGGCCCGGUGGCCACAGCCUGGCCCGAACGCUCAGGGCUUCUGGUGAAGGUUAGCCCGGGCCGGGAUCCUUUGCUCUCCCUUCUCUGCUUGCUCGUAGUGCUUUUGCUGUCGCCUGAGUUCUCGGACCUUUGA